This is a messenger RNA of Heterostelium album PN500, 3417 nucleotides long. Its product is annotated as kelch repeat-containing protein. Bases 1 to 3417 code for a protein of 1138 amino acids. The record is from RefSeq and is a predicted model, not a curated record. Lineage: Eukaryota; Evosea; Eumycetozoa; Acytosteliales; Acytosteliaceae. The transcript is spliced from 10 exons. Gene Ontology annotation, molecular function: protein binding; toxin activity.
AUGUCAACUGAAAUCCAACCUCACCACCAUCAUCAUCAUGAUCAUCAUCAUGAUAAACAUCACCCAAUUCCUCAAAUCAAAAGGGCAACUAAAGAACAAAUGGAAAAAGCAAUCAAGAAGUACCAAAAAACAGGUAAGAGAGUUCUUAUUGGUGAUUUAACUGAUGCCGAAAAAGAGUCCAUUAAUCAAAGACUUGAUGCCCUCGAAAAGCCAAAACAAAAAGAUGGUGAUUUCCUCAAUUCGACAGAUUGGGGUCAAAUCAUUGGAUUGGUCCUUAGUUUCACUCCUUACGUUGGUUCUUUCCUUAAAGUUGGUUUUGGAAUUGUUUGGGGAAAAAUCUUCUCAAAAGAUGGUCAAUACAUCACCCAAGAUCAAUUCCAAUCAUCGAUGGCAUCUUUAUAUCAAAAGAUUGAAACUCUACUCAACGAGCAAUUGGAUGCCAGUGAAAUCAAUCGAUGUACUGCCAUGUUCAACGAUUGUCAAAACCGUGGAAACAAUUUCAAUGAUCUUCUCACUCUAUUCGUUGAUAGACAUCAAUCAAAAGUUGGUUUUAUCCCAAACAAGAAUGUAGAUUAUAGAGUUGAACCACCUGCUCACUUGCUUGAACUCGAUGAUGACACUCUUCUUCAAAUGAUUAGAAGUCAAUUCUUAGAUUAUCGUAACUUUUUAGAAGUUAUAGUUAAAUUAAGUCUUCUCUUUUUUUCUUAUCACAUUUCUGUAGGUGCUCUAAUUAACUUCUCACAACCAUUGUAUGCUCGUAUCCUUGGUAGUCUUUAUGGAAUGACCAUGUUGCUUUAUUCGAAUCUCAUGAGAGAUGCUUGUUUCCAAGGUUCAGCAUGGGGAUUCCCACCAGAUUAUGUUUAUGGAAAUGGUGAUGUAAAAGGUUUGGAGGAAACUCUUCAUGAUAAAACCCAAGAUUUCCAUUACUAUCUUGCAAGAUGCAACUUAUACUAUGAAUUGGAACUCAUUAAACCAGCAGUUAGUAUAUAUCCAGCAAUUAAUCUUCCAGAUGAUGGAUAUAAAUUAUUCUCGCAAAUCAAUAAUCUAGAUUUCUUUGUGUAUGAUCCCAAAAAUCCAGUCAUUUGUAUCGAUCCCGAUUCCAAUGGUAAUUUCCAAUGCUAUGAUCCAACCCCACCCUAUGCUCGUACUGUAUUCAAGUUUGACCCAUCAAUAAGUAAAAAUACAGUUAAUAAGGACCCUCAUUUUGAUACUGUAUCUGGAUAUAACCCCACAUAUCUUCAAUUUGGAUCCAUCUAUGGUCCAAAAUAUACAAUUCAAAGAAAUGGUGUAUUCUUUUAUUAUUUGACAGUCACCUUUGCAAUCUAUGACUCACGUCUAGGUAGUGAAUGGGAUCUUUAUCUUAAUGGUAGAAAAGUUAUGACUCUUGAUACUACCCCGGGUUUGAAUGAUGGUUGUGUCAGAGGAGAUAGAAUGAGCUAUUACUAUGAAGAAUGGUUGCUCCAAUAUAAUCAAAAAAGAGCUAGUUCCUUUAUCACCGUCAAGUUUGACUUCAUCGAUUACCUGUACAGUGUUGAUAUCGAAUUAAGAGGCAACGGAGGAUUCCUUAAUGGAGUUGAAGUCACCUUCCCAAAUUAUCCAGGAAUAACAAAGGUUGUAACAUCAUAUUUCUAUGAAUUUCAAAAAUUGGAUAAGAGACAACAACAACAACAACAUCAAGUUUGGUAUAGAGUAAAGAUUCGUUACAAGAGAGAAACAAUAGAAUUGAGAUGUUCAUUGAUGACAACUAAGUGUACAGAACAUUCCAGAUUACACGAGUUUAUUUGUUAUCAAUGUAAUAAAUUAAUGUGUUCAAGAUGUAUAACCACACAUAAUAAUGAUUAUCCAGAACAUGUGAAACAAUACGAUCACAUCGAUGACAUUAGACAAUCAUUAAAUAAUAUAGAUCUAAAUGAUAGUAGCAAAUUAAAUAAUGAAAAUAGCAAUAAUAAUGAAACCUCUAUUUGGGAAAGUCUAAAAUCAGCCUCUGAUCGAUAUCAGAAUUUAACAAAGACAGAAGAUGAAAUAUCAAAACAUUUUGAAAAGUUUCAUCAAUAUCUAGUCAUUGAAGAACAUAAGUUAAAGAAAGUAAUCAUCAGCGAUAAAGACAUAAUCACCAAUCAAAUCGAUCAAAACAUUAAUCAAUUGAAAUAUUUGGUAAACUUUAUUAAAAUAAAUAAUAAACUUGAUGAUGAUAAUAUCAAUAGCGAUAAUAGUAGCAUCAAUAACAACAAUAAUAAUAACAAUAAUGACGUAGAAGAUACCUCUGAUCAAUACUCUGCCGCCGCUAUUAUUAAGUCUGUAUCAUCAAGCACAUCGUUACAAUCGUUUAUUAACGAUAAUAGCCAAACAUUGUUCAACCAAUACCACGAGUUAUUCCAAAUGAAAGUUCAACUUCAACAACAAAAUAAUUCAUCCGAUUCCUUAUUGUUGAGUAUUCUCCAGAAAUAUCACAACCAUUUCACCCACACUUGUAAUAAUAAUUCAUCUCAAAUGAUUGAAUAUCAACUCACAACCAAACAACCUGAUCUUAAUCAACUCAGUACAAUUAUAAAUCAAACAAUUACACUAUCAAACACCAAUAUUGAUAUCAAUAGUAUUAAUAACAAUAAUAGUAAUAAGAAACACUCUUAUAUAUUAUCAACUCAUAGUGGAAGUGGAGUUACACUUAUUAAUCUAUCAGACAAUUCAACUGAAGAGUUGGAUACCAAUUUUGAUUUCACUCGUACCUACGGCUCUAUGAUUACUGUUGGCAAAGAUAUCUAUAUAUUCGGAUGUAGCUCUAGUGCAUUCAAAUGGUUUAAAUUUUCAAUCAAAUCUAGAACCAUCGAAGAUAUUGGCGAAAUAGUAGGAGUAGAUGGUGACUAUCAUAUCUCGGUUUGCUAUGAUGGUCAAGAUCAUAUCUAUUUGGUUAAUGGCUGUAGGACCAAUAGGAUUGAUAGAUUCAACAUAAAGACAAAUACAUUUGAGAAACUAUAUCAACUAUCAGAUCAAUACGGCCAACAGCUAUCAUCUAUGAUCAUCAACGGAACACUCUAUUCAGUAUCAGUUAAACAAAAGAAGCUAUUUGAAUACAGCUUAGCAAAGAAUACCGUUAUAGAUCAUCAAAUAGAUAUCUUGCCGUGGUCCGCUUGUCAUGAUAACAAUGGUAAUUUCUACAUUCAUUCCAUUGAUGAUAAGUACAUCAAAUAUAACGUUAUUACCAAACAAACCACCAAUCUCAAUCGCAUACCCGCCAAAGAUGGUUAUGUUUUUUUAAUGUAUCAUCAAGAAUCAUCAGAAUCAAGUUUUAUCUAUUCCUUUGGUGGUGCAGUCUUUCGCAAUUUCAAAUACUGCAUUGAAUCCGAUCAAUCUGAACCUUUCUUUACAGAUGAUAAAAAACGAAGAGGUUGGUGUGGAUCUUCAUCAAUAACAAUAUAA